Messenger RNA from Hyaloscypha bicolor E, 1176 nucleotides. RefSeq lists its product as uncharacterized. Bases 1 to 1176 code for a protein of 391 amino acids. Lineage: Eukaryota; Fungi; Ascomycota; Leotiomycetes; Helotiales; Hyaloscyphaceae. The transcript is spliced from 6 exons. The record is from RefSeq and is a predicted model, not a curated record.
AUGAAGAAGAGUAGUGGAGAAGAAAGAAUCUUCGAGCUUCGUUCACGCGGAGCUUGGGAGACUCAUACCGCGAAGAUCAAUGUGAAUAUUUCUCGAAGGCGACCCGGGCUCGACCAGCCCGAUCAAAAACUUCCUCCCGAGUCUUGCCACAGUUAUUCAGAUCUCCUGCGCGGUUCUGAACUUCGUAGAAACAUACUAGACGUACAAACGUGUUGGACAUGGAAAUGUGUUAGAUAUGGAAACGUGUUCAAAGUUGGAUACACUGGGCAAAAUCAAGGUGAACGUGAAGGAAGCGAGAAGGGUUCCAAGGCAUUUGCAAACAAUACACGAGCCGGUAUGGAGGUCGAUUAUAACGCGAGAUACGGCAACCCCGCAUAUUUGGUUUUUGAUGGCGAGCUAUUUUAUAAGACGUCGAUGAACCUUCACGAACUUGAUGGCGUCACCUUCGCGAUUGUGGUUGCACUUACAGACGAGAAUGAUGACGACCUUGAGCCGAUGGAAGCAGGGCCAGAUUCGGUGGCAGAAAUCGAGGACGGCAUCUUGAGGACUGUCGAGAAAUCCGAUUCCAGCUCUGCAUACCCUCUACCUCCCAUAAUCCCGACCACCUCCCGAAUUCAUCAUUCGUUACCUCCUGAAGCCGGAGUGGCGUCCUUACCUCAAGCGAACUACCCUGCCACUCCGCAACCUCAAUCUGGACAGCUCUCAGCUAUUGCACCUCCUCAAAGUCAGAUGAGAUCGAUUGUCAUGCCGCCUCGAGCUCGAGCAACCAAUAAUAAGGCUUUACAACUGCUAUUCGAUUUGCCCGCUCACCAACGUGCCGGCGUUCAGAUCAUUUAUCCUUCCCCGUUCAACCCGCGCAUUACUUUACUGCCCGGUCAAAUCAAACGCCGUUCCAAAUGGGCAGAAGAACAUACCCGCUACCUCUAUGAGUUGAUGGAGCUAGCCAUGUUACUUCUGAACCGGCCUCUUGAGCAUGGAGACUUCCCCGCCAUUACGGAGGCUCUCCAUCGCCAAUUCCGAGGCACGUUCUCUGGAAAUGUUCCAUAUCCGCUUAGGGGUUAUAACACAGUGCACUCCUAUGCUACGAGGAAGCAGCCGUAUGACAAUUUGCUGAGACGCGUACUUCCGGACAAGGUUGGAAACAAGACAACUUUUCGACCUCACAACCAUCAGUGA